Entrophospora sp. SA101 is the source of this 369-nucleotide messenger RNA. The record is from the annotation of a GenBank genome assembly. NCBI's taxonomy places the organism in Eukaryota, Fungi, Glomeromycota, Glomeromycetes, Entrophosporales, Entrophosporaceae.
AUGCAGCAACCUACACCAGUUACAAGUACUUUAAUAUCUUCUUCCUCCUCUUCCUCCUUUACUUCUUCCUUGCCACAAAUACCACAAUUUAUAGUAAUUCAUGAUAAAUCACAACAAAAUUGGAAACAUCCCAUUGUACAUUAUAUUUUCGAAGAUGAAAUAAUACCAAUUAACAUCACGCAAGAGCAUUGUAUUUUGGUUGGCUUAUCUGAAGAUGGUGAAAAGGUUGAAAACAUGUAUUCUUUGAGUCAUAAUUUUCAAAUAACAGAAGAAGAAUCUUCUAAUAUUUUCAGAUUGGAGGAAUUAGUUUAUGAGUUUAAAAAAAGGAAUGAAUUGUUGAGACAGACUAUAGAAUUUUCUCAAAAUUAA